Molecule: messenger RNA, 240 nt
Organism: Scedosporium apiospermum
Lineage: Eukaryota; Fungi; Ascomycota; Sordariomycetes; Microascales; Microascaceae
Exons: 2
Coding region: 1-240 (79 amino acids)
Source: RefSeq, a predicted model, not a curated record
AUGCCUCCCAAGCAGCAGCGCAUCGUCGUCCAGCGCGCCGGCGGCCCCGGUCCCCAGUCCAAGGGCUUCCUCAGCAGCACCUACAGCACCCUGACCUCCUCCGAGAACGCCUCUGUCGUCCGCAGCAUUCUCGCGUUCGGCGCUGCCGUUGCUGUCCUCUCGAGCUCCUGGGCCGAACUCCUCCUUCCUCCGUAUGCCUCACCUAUCCAGAAACAACCAGCCUGUGCCAGGGAGCUAUAG